Dendroctonus ponderosae (mountain pine beetle) is the source of this 1947-nucleotide messenger RNA. Its product is annotated as alkylated DNA repair protein alkB homolog 8. Gene Ontology annotation, cellular component: nucleus; cytoplasm. Bases 113 to 1909 code for a protein of 598 amino acids. The transcript has 3 exons. Lineage: Eukaryota; Metazoa; Arthropoda; Insecta; Coleoptera; Curculionidae. Gene Ontology annotation, molecular function: tRNA binding; S-adenosylmethionine-dependent methyltransferase activity. The record is from RefSeq and is a predicted model, not a curated record. Gene Ontology annotation, biological process: tRNA wobble uridine modification.
UUGAAGUCUCGUUUUUUUAAAUUGCAAGAAGAAGACGCAUUAACCCUACAUAUUUUGUUUAAACAUGUAUUUUUCCAAACAUUAAUCUUUUAGUUUAUUUUCAGUGUGCACGAUGUCUGUGCAGAACGUAGGAUGUUCGCGUGGUCAGCAAAAGAAGGUGAAUCGAAAGCUGGCAAAAUUUCAGCAUGUAAUUAAAAAAGAAGCUGGUGUCAACAGUUCCCCUAUUCCUACAAAUAAUCUGGCAAUUUGCAACGCGGGCCUUGUUAAUGGCCUUACGGAAGAAUCAAUUUUUGAAUACUUUAGUGAAUUUGGGCCUUUAUCAGAUAUUCUAUUGUUACCCGGAAAAUCGUGCAGCUUUCUCGCAUAUGAGGAUGUAAUGUGUGCAGUUGCUGCCUAUAACGCAUUGAAUGGUAAGCUAGAUAUUGCUCAGUAUAAUAGGCCAAUUUAUUUACUUUAUGUGGAUCAAUUACCCCGUUUAUCUGAGACAACCAUUUGGGAUAAAUUACCACCAGGUCUGAUAAUUAUUAAUGACUUUAUCAGCACCGCUGAAGAAGAAUCUUUGUUAAAAUUGUGUAGCUUUCGAGAUCAGCCCUGUGGCAUAAUGAAAAACAGACUCGUGGAACAUUUCGGUUUUGAAUUUCGAUACGAUAUUAACAAUGUGGACAAAGACAAACCCUUAAGCUGCAAUGUGCCGUGUGAAACAAAUUUUUUAUGGGCAAGAUUGCAGCAAACACACCCUGAGUUUGGACAAUUUCAACCGGAUCAAUUGACAGUAAAUUGCUAUUCUCCCGGUCAAGGAAUUCCUCAUCAUGUUGACACGCACAGUGCCUUUGAAAGUCCUAUUAUGUGCCUAUCUCUGGCAUCAACAAUUGUUAUGGAAUUUAAAAACGAAGGCCUGCAUAUUUGUUCGUUACUGCCAAGGAGAUCUCUGCUAAUAAUGUCUGGCGAAAGCAGAUAUAAUUGGACUCAUGGUAUUGUUCCAAGAAAGUUUGAUGUUAUAAGGAACAAAUCUGCUGUAGGAUUUACCUGCUUAAAAAGGGAAACUAGGAUUUCAUUCACUUUUCGUAAAGUGCUUCAUGGUGAUUGUAAAUGCUCCUUUAAAGCGAAAUGUGAUCAAAUGAAACAAAAUAAUAUUAAUGGAAAUGUAGCCGCACAGCUCGAAGCACUACAUGUGCAUGAGGUGUACGAGAACAUAGCUGAUCAUUUUAGUGACACCAGGCACAAACCAUGGCCCAAUGUACUUGAAUUUGUACAAUCGUUCACGUAUGGGGACAUUCUUGUGGAUGUGGGCUGUGGAAAUGGCAAAUAUUUGGGCCACAAUAAAUACAUUUUUGAUAUUGGUUGUGACCGCAGUACCGGCUUAGUUGAUAUCUGUCGCGGGAAAAAAGUUGAGACUUUCAUUACCGAUUGCUUAUCAAUACCAAUAAACGAUCAAUAUGUUGAUGGUGUUAUCAGCAUUGCUGUUAUACACCACUUGGCAACUGAGGAAAGAAGAUUGAAAGCAAUUAAGGAAAUGGUCAGGAUAUUGAGAAUUGGUGGAAAGGGUUUAAUUUAUGUCUGGGCUCACGAGCAAAUCAAAAACCAAAAAAAGUCCAGUUAUAUUAUGCAAUGCAGGAAAAACAGAAAAGAAACAACUCUGAAACAUCUUGAUUCGUCUGAAGGUAGACAAGAAGUGCCAUUGCCAGGAGGCAUUGAGUUACCCGUUCAUGCUAACAGAAGCAACUUUAAGGCUAGUGACGUAUUAGUUCCAUGGAAACUUAAAGACGAUAAUAAGACCUUUCUUAGGUUUUACCAUGUUUUUGGGGAACAUGAGUUGGAAAAGAUGUGCCAACAAAUAAAUAAUAUAGAAAUUAUUCGAAGUUACUAUGAUCAAGGAAAUUGGUGCAUUUCAUUUCGACGAGUAGAAUAAAGCUGAUGUAUCGAUUGUUUAUUAAAUUUAUAUACAUA